Messenger RNA from Adineta steineri, 552 nucleotides. The record is from the annotation of a GenBank genome assembly. NCBI's taxonomy places the organism in Eukaryota, Metazoa, Rotifera, Eurotatoria, Adinetida, Adinetidae.
AUGAAUAGCUUUACAAAUAUUUUAUUAUGUCUAUAUGUAGCUACGGUGUCAACAGUUGUUCUUCCUGAAUUACAUGUUAUUAAACAAGCAACAUUUAAAUAUCCAUACAGCUGUCAACCACAACCAAUAAAAUACGAAAAUUGUGCUUUGUUUCUUACCCAAUACGGUGUAUCACGCAAUGCACCCGACCUCUUAUAUAAUGGUGCUUGUGGUAGUGAUAAUGUCUUUGAUGUUAUGCUUGCUGGUUCAAAUUUUGGUAUGUUAAGUGAUUUAGGUGAUGUACCAUUAGAAACUGUAUCUGCAUCCAAGGCUUUCAAUUACAAUAGAACAGUUGGUCAAGAUAAUGAAUUUGUUGAUAGUAUUCCUGUAGUCAAAGGACAUACUUAUGCUGCAGUUUUAGCUAAAUCAGACAUUCGUGCAUUGUUUGUUUUUCGUGUAGAAAGUUAUGAACGAAGUGGUCCAGCUGUAAUUUCAUAUGCUGUUAAACAAUAUGCUAUGAUGGAAGUAGUUCAAGAAGCACCUGGCUUUGAUUGGGAUGCUCCAAAUCAUUAA